Populus trichocarpa (black cottonwood) is the source of this 8783-nucleotide messenger RNA. Its product is annotated as protein SABRE. Lineage: Eukaryota; Viridiplantae; Streptophyta; Magnoliopsida; Malpighiales; Salicaceae. Bases 315 to 8180 code for a protein of 2621 amino acids. The record is from RefSeq and is a predicted model, not a curated record. The transcript has 22 exons.
GUCUUUCUCUCUCUUCCAUGUCUCUCUCAGUGUGUGAUCAACGAGCGUCUCACGGAUCGGAUCUACGCUUUUAUAAAUAAAAAAGAAAAAAGAAAAACGAACGCGAUCAACGCGGCUUUCUCUCAAUUGACUCGCAAGAUGGAAAAAAGAACUGUGAAGAAAUUUAGCUUUUUUAGGGUUUCGAUUAUUCUAUUUUGAUGCAUUUGUGGGUUGCGACCUGAAAUUAUGGCACAGAGAGUUUUCUGUAUUUGAAUAUUAUUUUGUGGCUUAUUAUUUGGAUAAUUAGCAGUGGAAGAAGUCGAGAAACUACGAAAAUGGCAGCUUCGCCUGUCAAGUUUCUCUUCGGUUUCUUGUCGCUUUCCGUCACUUUGUGGUUGCUCUUCAUUUUUGCUUCUAGGUUGAUGGCUUGGAUUUUGAGCCGGAUCUUGGGGGCAUCUGUUGGAUUUCGAGUUGGGGGAUGGAAAUGUUUGAGGGAUGUUGUGGUGAAGUUUAGAAAGGGUCCUGUUGAGUCUAUAUCAGUUGGUGAGGUUAGACUUAGCAUACGUCAGUCUUUGGUCAAACUCGGGGUGGGUUUCAUUUCCAGGGAUCCCAAGCUACAAGUAUUAAUAUGUGACCUGGAGAUUGUAAUGAGGCCUUCUAGUAGAGGCACACAGAAAACAAAAACUCAGAGACCCCGACCGCGCACUUCAGGCAGGGGAAAAUGGAUGGUCUUAGCUAACGUCGCAAGAUUUUUGUCAGUUUCUGUGACAGAUUUGGCUGUGAAGACACCCAAAGCUACAAUUGAUGUCAAGGAACUGAGAUUAGAUAUAUCCAAAGAUGGGGGAUCCAAGCCAAAUCUGUAUGUCAAGCUUAACAUAUCACCUGUUCUUAUCCACAUGGGUGAACCACGCAUCAUUUCUGACCAAAUGCCUAACUUCAACAAUGGAGGAUGUAUUUCUUCAGGAGAGGUGGCAUUUGGUAAUAUGGACAGGUCUUCUGCUGCUUUUUUCUGCGAAGAGCUCUCUCUCUCUUGUGAAUUUAAUCAUGAUAGAGAAGUAGGUGUAAUAAUCCAGAAUGUGGACAUUAACAGUGGAGAGGUCACUGUUAAUCUCAAUGAGGAACUGCUUUCAAGAAAAAAGAGUUCAUCCGAUGCCUUUGCUCAUACGGAUAAAGAGUUGGUUGCUGAUUCUUCAGUCUCUAAAAAUCAACAGAACAAACAAUCAAAACUUGUAGCAAUUACAAAGUAUGCUUCCAUGUUUCCAGAAAAGGUUUUCUUCACUUUACCGAAACUGGAUGUUAGGUUUGUGCAUCAAGAACAUGAUCUUGUUGUUGAGAAUAAUAUAAUGGGCAUUCAAUUAAGGAGCAUCAAAUCACGAUCCGCUGAAGAUGUGGGAGAGAGUACACUAAUUGAAGUUCAAAUGGAUUUCAGUGAGAUUCAUCUUCUUAGAGAAGCUGGCACUUCUGUCUUGGAGAUAUUGAAAGUCGACGUGGUCUCAUCUGUCUACAUUCCUAUACAGCCAAUCUCACCAGUUAGAGCAGAAGUUGAUGUUAAGCUCGGAGGUACACAGUGCAACAUCAUAAUGAGCAGAUUAAAGCCGUGGCUGCGCCUCCACCACUCAAAGAAGAAAAAAAUGGUGCUUCGAGAGGAAACAUCUACUCCAGUUAGGUCUCCGACCACUGAAUCCAAAGUCAUCAUGUGGACAUGUACUGUCUCUGCUCCUGAGAUGACUAUUGUGCUUUAUAGUAUCAAUGGUUUGCCUCUGUAUCAAGGCUGCUCCCAAUCAUCACAUGUGUUUGCAAAUAACAUAUCAAGCAUGGGAACUGCAGUGCAUAUGGAACUUGGUGAAUUAAACUUGCACAUGGCAGAUGAAUAUCAAGAAUGCUUGAAGGAAAGCCCAUUUGGUAUGGAAUCAAAUUCAGGUGCCUUAAUGCACAUAGCAAAGGUUAGUUUGGAUUGGGGCAAGAAAGACAUUGAAUCAUCGGAAGAAGAUGGUUCUAGAUGUAAAUUGGUCCUUAAUGUUGAUGUCACUGGAAUGGGUAUUUAUUUGAAUUUUAAGCGUGUAGAAUCACUUAUAACAACUGGCAUUUCCUUUCAAGCUCUCUUGAAAAGUCUUUCAGCUUCUGGUAAAAGAACAGCACAGAGCCGAGGUGGUCGGUCAUCUAAACCAUCAGGGAAAGGGACUCGAUUCUUGAAAUUCAAUCUGGAACGCUGUUCUGUAAACUUUUGUGGUGACACAAGCUUGGAAAACACAGUUGUUCUGGAUCCCAAGCGUGUCAAUUAUGGAUCACAGGGUGGUCAGGUAAUAAUCAGUGUUUUGGAUGAUGGCACUCCUCGUACUGCAAGUAUAAUGUCCAGUGUUUCUGAUGAGUGCAAGAAGUUGAAGUAUUCUGUUUCUCUUGAUAUUUUCCAUUUUACUCUGUGUAUGAAUAAGGAGAAACAGUCCACAGAGAUGGAACUUGAAAGAGCAAGGUCUAUGUAUCAGGAAUAUUUGGAGGAACGCAGUCUUGAUACAAAGGUUACAGUGUUUGACAUGCAGAAUGCAAAAUUUGUACAGCGUUCUGGUGGUCUUAAAGGAAUUGCCAUCUGCUCUCUCUUCAGUGCUACUGAUAUUAAAGUCAGGUGGGAGCCUGAUGUACAUCUGUCAUUAAUUGAACUAGUUCUGCAAUUGAGGUUGCUUGUACACCAUCAGAAGCUCCAGGUUUAUGGUAAUGAAUCCAAGGAAGAUGCCUCUAACAUGAAAGACACUGAUCAGAAAAAAGAAGCCCCUUCAGCACCAGAACAUUUAGAUAAGCAUAAGAAAAGGGAAUCCAUUUUUGCUGUUGAUGUGGAAAUGCUCACCAUAUCUGGUGAGGUUGGAGAUGGGGUUGAAGCAGUGGUUCAGGUUCAGUCAAUUUUCUCUGAGAAUGCCUGUAUAGGAUUGCUUCUUGAAGGGCUUCUUCUCAGUUUCAAUGGGUCUAGAGUGUUGAAAAGCAGCAGAAUGCAAAUUUCCCGUAUCCCUAGCACUCCCAGUAGCUUGUCUGAUGCAAAAAUACCAGCCUCCGUGACAUGGGAUUGGGUGAUUCAAGGGCUUGAUGUUCAUAUCUGCCUGCCAUACAGGUUGCAGUUGCGCGCCAUUGAUGAUUCCAUUGAGGAUAUGUGGCGGGGUUUGAAGCUUAUAACUGCUGCUAAAACUGCACUGAUAUUUCCCAUGAAGAAAGAAACCUCAAAGCCCAAAAGGUCCAGUUCAGCAAAAUUUGGAAGUGUAAAAUUUUUUAUACGCAAGCUAACAGCUGAUAUUGAGGAAGAACCAAUGCAGGGUUGGCUUGAUGAACACUAUCAGCUGAUGAAGAACGAGGCUUCUGAGCUUGCUGUCAGGUUGAAAUUCUUUGAUGAAUUUAUUUCCAAAGCGAGCCAUUGUCCUAAAGUUGCUGAAACAGUUGAUUCUAGUCAAGAAAGAAAGGUUAUGUAUAAUGGAGUUGAGAUUGAUCUGCAAAACCCAUCAAAUAUUCAGGAAUUGCGAGAAGGUAUAUAUAAACAGUCAUUUAGAUCGUAUUACAAUGCCUGUCAAAAGCUAGUAACAUCAGAAGGUUCGGGUGCCUGUGUGGAAGGAUUUCAGACUGGUUUCAAGCCCAGCACUGCUAGAAUAUCUCUUCUUUCUAUUUCUGCUACAGAGUUAGAAGUAAGUUUAACAAGAAUUGAUGGUGGAGAUGCUGGGAUGAUAGAGGUUCUGAAGAAACUUGAUCCUGUUUGUUGCGAGAAUGACAUACCAUUUUCUCGACUUUAUGGGAGUAAUAUUUUCUUGCGUACAGGGAAUCUGGCUGUUCAGUUAAGAAAUUACACAUUUCCUCUUUUUGCUGCUACUUCUGGUAAAUGUGAAGGUUGCGUUGUGCUAGCUCAGCAGGCAACAAGUUUUCAGCCCCAAAUUUACCAAGAUGUCUUUAUUGGGAGAUGGAGAAAGGUGCGCAUGCUUCGUUCCGCUAGUGGCACGACUCCUCCAGUUAAAUCGUACUUUGAUUUACCUUUACAUUUUCAAAAAGGAGAAGUGUCUUUUGGAGUGGGUUAUGAACCAUCUUUUGCUGAUGUGAGCUAUGCUUUUAUGGUGGCUCUUCGUAGAGCUAAUCUAAGUGUUAGGAAUUCUGAUGCUCCACAAGUUCAACCACCAAAAAAGGAGCGUAGCUUACCAUGGUGGGAUGAUAUGAGAAACUAUAUUCACGGAAAUAUCACUUUAUUCUUCUCUGAAACUAGAUGGCACGUUCUUGCAACAACUGAUCCUUAUGAAAAGCUUGACCAACUUCAGUUUGUAUCUGGUUUGAUGAAGAUCCAGCAAUCAGAUGGUCGUGUUUAUGUGUCUGCACAGGAUUUUAAGAUUUUAAUUAGCAGUUUGGAGAAACUGGCAAGCGGCUGUGGCUUAAAACUCCCUUCUGGUGCAUCUGGUGCCUUACUUGAAGCCCCGGUCUUUACUCUUGAAGUCACAAUGGAUUGGGAAUGUGAUUCUGGAACUCCACUGAAUCAUUACUUGUACGCACUUCCAAUUGAAGGGAAGCCUCGAGAAAAAGUUUUUGAUCCAUUCAGGUCUACAUCUCUGUCCCUCCGAUGGAACUUCUCUUUUAGGCCCUCCCCUCCCUCGUGUGAGAGUCAAUUGCCUUCUUCCUCUUCAGUAGAUAGCAAAGUUGUAAAUGGAACUGUCUAUGAUCUACCUUACAAGCCAGAAAAUGUUUCAACAGUUUCCCCAACUUUGAAUAUUGGUGCACAUGAUUUAGCGUGGCUGAUUAAGUUCUGGAACAUGAAUUAUCUCCCUCCACACAAAUUACGUUCCUUCUCCCGAUGGCCUCGCUUUGGAAUUGCAAGAGCUAUCAGAUCAGGCAAUUUAUCAUUAGACAAGGUGAUGACAGAAUUUUUUCUCCGCAUUGAUGCUACACCUACUUGUAUAAAACACAUGCCUUUAGAUGUUGAUGAUCCGGCAAAAGGACUUACAUUUAACAUGACGAAGAUGAAAUAUGAACUCUGUUAUAGCCGGGGUAAGCAGAUGUUCACUUUUGAAUGCAAGCGUGAUCCUCUUGAUCUUGUUUACCAAGGUCUCGACCUUUACAUGCCCAAGGCUAUCUUAGAUAAAGUGGACUCUAACAGUGUGCCAAAAGCAGUUCAAAUGACCAGGAAUAAUUCUCAAUCCUCAGCUGUUAAUAGAAUUCCCAGUGAGAAACGCAAUAAUAUGGGUGGUUGCACUGAGAAGCACCGUGAUGAUGGAUUUCUUUUGUCGUGUGAUUAUUUUACAAUCAGAAGGCAGUCGCGAAAGGCUGAUGCUGACAGGUUAUCAGCAUGGCAAGAGGCUGGGAGAAGAAACCUUGAGAUGACAUACGUGAGGUCUGAGUUUGAAAAUGGGAGUGAGAGUGAUGAUCACACAAGAUCUGAUCCAAGUGAUGAUGAUGGAUACAAUGUAGUAAUAGCUGACAACUGCCAGCAAGUUUUUGUUUAUGGCCUCAAGCUUUUAUGGACUAUUGAGAAUAGGGAUGCUGUUUGGUCCUGGGUUGGCGGAAUAUCCAAAGCAUUUGAACCCCCUAAGCCUUCUCCUUCUCGACAGAAUGCGAGGAAAUUGCAUGAAGAGAACCAGUUAGAUCCCAAAUCUGAGGUGCUUCAAGAUGAUAUCUCCAAUCUCCCUUCUAUCAGUCAUAAAGUAGAUACCCCUUCUCAUCAUGUGGAGACCUCAGGAACUCUUUCAUCUCCAUCACAUUCAGCUAAAGUAAAGAAUUCGUCAUUUCCUUCAAUUGUGACAAAUGGAAGUAUUGAUGAUUCUGAGGAAGAAGGGACUCGUCAUUUCAUGGUGAAUGUUAUGGAGCCACAAUUCAAUCUUCAUUCAGAAGAAGCCAAUGGUAGAUUCUUGCUUGCUGCCGUUUCUGGUCGUGUUUUAGCUCGAUCAUUUAAUUCUAUUCUUCAUGUUGGAUAUGAGAUUAUUGAACAAGGAAUGGUCAAUGGAAAUGUACAACAAAUUCCUGAACAUGUACCUGAAAUGACAUGGAAGCGCAUGGAGUUCUCUGUAAUGUUGGAGCAUGUACAGGCUCAUGUUGCACCAACUGAUGUUGAUCCAGGGGCUGGAUUGCAGUGGCUUCCAAAAAUUCUUAGAAGCUCUCCAAAAGUAAAGCGUACUGGUGCUCUACUUGAAAGAGUGUUUAUGCCUUGUGAUAUGUACUUUCGGUACACAAGACACAAAGGCGGUACUCCAGACUUGAAGGUCAAGCCUCUAAAAGAGCUUACAUUCAAUUCUCAUAAUAUAAUGGCAACAAUGACAUCCCGGCAGUUUCAGGUUAUGCUGGAUGUGUUGACUAAUCUUCUCUUUGCACGGCUCCCCAAGCCUAGAAAAAGCAGCCUGUCAUAUCCUGCUGAAGAUGAUGGAGAUGUUGAAGAGGAGGCAGAUGAGGUGGUUCCUGAUGGUGUUGAAGAGGUAGAACUUGCGAAAAUCAACCUUGAACAGAAAGAGCGGGAGCAUAAGUUGAUUCUUAAUGACAUCAGGAAAUUGUCUCUAUUUAGCGAUACUUCUGGAGACCCGCUUUCAAGAAAGGAAGCUGACUUGUGGAUGGUCACUGGUGGAAGAUACUCUCUGGUGCAAGGACUAAAGAGAGAGCUUGUAAGUGCAAAGAAGUCUAGGAAGGAGGCAUCUGUAUCUCUAAGGAUGGCUCUGCAGAAAGCUGCUCAGUUACGACUGAUGGAGAAGGAGAAAAACAAAAGUCCAUCCUAUGCCAUGCGUAUAUCUUUGAAAAUUAAUAAAGUUGUUUGGAGCAUGCUUGUAGAUGGUAAAACUUUUGCAGAGGCUGAGAUAAAUGACAUGAUAUUUGAUUUUGACCGGGAUUACAAGGAUGUUGGGGUUGCUUUGUUUACAACAAAGUAUUUUGUCGUGAGAAACUGCUUGUCUAAUGCCAAGUGUGAUAUGGUGUUGUCACCAUGGAAUGCUCCAACAGAUUGGGGAAAAGAAGUCAUGCUACGUGUAGAUGCAAAGCAAGGGGCUCCAAGGGAUGGAAAUUCGCGUAUUGAACUUUUCCAGGUAAAGAUUUUUCCCCUUAAGAUUUAUUUGACAGAGACAAUGUACAAAAUGAUGUGGGAAUAUUUCUUCCCUGAAGAAGAACAAGAUUCACAACGGCGGCAGGAAGUUUGGAAGGUUUCAACAACUGCUGGUGCAAAACGUGUUAAGAAAGGCCCAUCGAGCCACGAAGCUUCUUCUUCAUGCAGUCAUACAACAAAAGAGUCUGAUGUCCCAUCCAAAGUGAUUGGCAGUUCAGCCCCUGAGUUAAGGAGAACAUCUUCUUUUGAUAGAACAUGGGAGGAGACGGUUGCAGAGUCUGUUGCUACUGAACUUGUCUUGCAGGCCCACUCAUCUGGCAUAUCUUCCUCAAAAAGUGAGCCAUUUGAUUCUAUUGAGCAACCAGAUGAAUCAUCUAGAAGCAAGUCAAAAGAGUCCAAGCCUGUGAAGUCUGGUCGGUCAUCUCAUGAGGAGAAAAAGGUUGGAAAAACAAAUGAAGAGAAAAGAUCUCGACCUCGAAAAGUAAUGGAAUUUAACAACAUUAAGAUAAGCCAGGUUGAGCUGCAGCUUACUUAUGAAAGCUCAAGAUUUAAUCUGCAUGAACUUAAGCUGCUGAUGGAUACAUUUCACCGUGUCGAGUUUACUGGGACUUGGAGAAGACUGUUCUCCAGAGUUAAGAAGCAUGUUGUCUGGGGAACCUUGAAGUCUGUUACAGGAAUGCAGGGUAAAAAGUUCAAAGACAAAGCACACGGUCAACGGGAUCCUAAUGUAGCCAGCGUUCCUGAUAGCGACCUUAAUUUUAGUGACAAUGAUGAUGGUCUGGCAGUGCAAUCUGAUCAAUAUCCAAACUGGCUCAAGCGUCCAACUGAUGGAGCAGGUGAUGGGUUUGUGACUUCCAUAAGGGGUCUUUUCAAUACCCAGCGUCGCAAGGCCAAAGCAUUUGUACUGCGAACAAUGAGAGGUGAAGCAGAGAAUGACUUUCAUGGAGAGUGGAGUGAAAGUGAUGCUGAGUUCUCUCCCUUUGCUCGGCAACUUACCAUAACAAAAGCUAAGAGGCUUAUUAAGCGGCACACGAAGAAAUUCCGAUCGAGAGGACAGAAAGCAUCAUCAUCGCAACAAAGAGAAUCACUUCCAUCAUCUCCAAGGGAAUCCACUCCAUUUGAAAGUGAUUCAUAUAGCGAUUCUUCACCAUACGAGGAUUUUCAUGAGUAAUUAGUUUUCAAUCAGCAAAAAGAGAUUACGAAGGCUUUCUUUCUUCGCGGCAAAAAGGAUUUUCCAAGUUACCUGGUGAGGCAGUUCAAGGGACCAACAGCAUGCAAGAAUGGAGCAUGCUCAAUGGUGACAGGCUACAAACACGAGCACUUUCCAAUAGUCGUUGACGGACGGUCGACCUGUGCUGAUCCUUCCAAGCCCGCACCAAGAGCCCUUACUGCCCUCAUGGAUUGAUUCAAAAGGUUGUAUGUGUACAGUUUUUUGCAGCUACUAAGUAGAGUAUACAAACUCCCAAAGCAUUAUAAGAAGAGUGUUGUCAUCGAGGACAUGGUUAGUCUGCCAGGCCUUUAACCCAUUCGUUGGGUUUUAGGCCGAGACUCUGCAGUAUCUUUGGGCUUCGGAGACAAAACCAAUCGCCAUUAGGUAGAAACUAUUGUUACCAUUAAGAAGUGGACUCCUUGCUGUUGUUUCCGUUCCAAAAUCUAAUCUACUGGACUGAAAAUAAGAAAAGUAGUUAAGCUUAAAGGAGGCCAUGACAUGUUGUCUUGUAAAGUUGGGGUUCAUGGGAAUGGAAAUCCAAAUAUACAUAUAUUUUUUCAUGCC